AUGGAGAGUAGUGCCGCGGGUGAAGGUACAGCUCCGGCUGCGGCGAACGGUAGCGCAAUGGAUACCAGCAUGGAUAUCGACAUGGAUUUGGAUCUCGGGCAGCUUCCUGAACCUGAUCCGAUUGAGCUGGAACCUGUGUCUGCUUUGACGGUAGCAUCUGCAAUCGCAGGGCAAAGUGAGGCAGAAGCAACAAACCCCAAUGACGAACUACAACUUGAAAAAGUUCACAUUCGGGGGGUUGAUGAGCUGACUACGGAUGAUAUUAAACGCUUUGCCUCUGAAUAUUUUACAUUGGAAGAGCCUCAGCGUAUUGAGUGGAUUGAUGAUACCUCCGCAAAUAUUAUAUAUAGUUCUGCGGAGAUGGCUGCAAAAGCUUUAUCACUAUUUACCCAGGAGAAUGUCGAGGAUGCAGUACCUACCUCGCCCUCCCUUAGGCUUCGAACGGCCAAGGCAUUAUCCUCACAUCCUGACUCUGUCCUACAAGUUCGGUUGGCCGUAAAGUCGGAUCGAAAGAAGCACCGUGCAUACGAGGCAAGUCGCUUUUAUUUAAUGCAUCCGGAACAUGACCCUCGAGAACGAGUACGGAACGAAUUUUCGGGAAGACGAUACCGUGGGCCCAGAGGUGAUGGUGAUGGAGAGUAUCGGAGAAAACGGUUUGACGAUAGAGAGCAUCGCCGACGCAGGGGACAGGCGAAAGAAGAUAGGUUUGAUGUCAGCAUGUACGAUGACGAUGGCGAUCGUGGACGACGUGGUUCUAGUGGUGACAUCUCGAGUGUUGAGUCACAUAGCCGGAGCCGAGUGAGAAGAAACAAACGCGAUCUUUUUGAUGAUCAUGUGGAAAUGUCAGAAGGACGUCUUAGGAACCGCAGUGCAUCGCCUUCUGGAACCAACGGGGACGGCCCGGAUCUUCGGCUUGCCGGCGGCCCAUCGACUAGCAGGCGCUUCCGCGAUCGGCCCACCCUUUCAAAUCGUGACAGUAGGGAUAGGUCACGCUCUAAUGCCGGGAAAGAGCUUUAUCCUUCUGGAAACAAUUCGGGCGAUGACACCUCGAGAGGGAGAGAGCUUUUCCCCAACAAGACUGGUUCAAGCUACCUGAAACAGGAGCUACUAAUGAAUACUGUACCACCGCAAGUCAACACAAUCCAUCGCCGAUCUGAUGCUUUCGACGCCGCGGACGAAACAACUGAUUUAUUUGCUCGGCGAAUGUCGGUUCCCUUUAUGGAUGGUGCCAGUGAUGGACCCCAACGCCCUAAUAGCCGUAGCGUGGAGCUAUUUCCAGAUUCAAAGGGGCCUUCCCCGAGUUUGAAUAUCCGGGGUAUGUCUUCAGAGAACAAUGGAAUGUCAAUUCGAGGCAACGCUUCUGGUGGGAUCUCAAUCAAGGGUGCGGCAUCUGUUAGGGAACUCUUCCCUUCGAAAUAUACUGGCAACGAAGGGAAAGAGUUGUUUUCGGAUACCCUUGAGGGGAGAGGUGGGAGGAGAAGGCGCGCUGAAGACAUGUUUGGUUGA
Molecule: messenger RNA, 1506 nt
Organism: Microsporum canis CBS 113480
Lineage: Eukaryota; Fungi; Ascomycota; Eurotiomycetes; Onygenales; Arthrodermataceae
Exons: 2
Coding region: 1-1506 (501 amino acids)
Cellular component (GO): cytosol; nucleus
Molecular function (GO): RNA 7-methylguanosine cap binding; mRNA binding
Source: RefSeq, a predicted model, not a curated record